ACAUAUCGGAACGUCUGGCAACUCCACGUGUAUUGGGCCCACAAUAGGAAAAUUUGUUUACAACAAAAAAAGGAAAUUAAGCAACAACGGCUGAAUAAUUAAGCAGAACAGCUGAUGCACAGCGAGACUCUAGCAUUGCCUAGAUGAGUGGGCAAGCCAACUUUCACACAAGCUACUCGAAUAACACUGGGAACUAUGAGUUUUCAUUACGCGGAAUCGGAAUCUUCGCAGUCAGAGAGCAAAAUGGACAUCUCUGAGACACCCACGGACUCAACGGGCAUCUCCCCGCUGGCCGAUGAGUGUACGCAGGUCGCUGCGCCCCAGGUGAAAACCAUUCUGGAGGAGACGACCAAGACGAGCGCUACCUUGGACAACAGAAUAAUGCGGCCGGAGUUGCUGUCCAUCGAGACGAUGCCACAACGACAGAUCAUUGAACGCACGCUGGCCAACAGUCAUCCGCUGAUGUCGCCCACGAACACAGACUCGGACUCGGAGCCGUUUCAGACCAAGCGGAACAACUUUCCCGACGUGGUGCCCACCACCGAGGCGGCCGUGCAGGCGAAGAACACACUGAACCAACAAGCCCCCCGCAACAAGCCGAAGGAUGCCAAAGUCAGCCUUCUGAGGGCCAACAGCCCCGACAUCCUUAGCAGCGAGUCGGAUGCGGAUGUCUCGCAGUAUCUCGCUGCUGUGGAGUCCAAUUUUCAAUCAGUUUCCCUGCUGCCCAACGCAAAUGGCAAGAAAACGAAGCGCUGCAGUACCCUGCCAGGUGGCGAGGACAUCUCAAGCCUGGACUCCAUCUCAAAUCAUAGCUUCGACGAUGAUGAGGAUAUCGAACACAAUCUGGCGUCGCUGAGUCCCUCGAGCUCUCUCAUCGACGGCCUGGACGGCGAGGACGAUGACGAUGAUUGCGAGGGCCCCGAACUGCUGCCCGACAAUGACGAUGAUCUGGACCUCGAGUUUGGUCUGGCCACAACGCCCACGCCACACACUCCGGCUGCGGCGACUCUACCACAGUAUUCGGCUGCCGAGGAGCGGCGCGACUCACGCAACUGGCAGAAGAUCACACUGCCAGAUGGACGCACGCGGGAGAUUGACAUGCGGGUUAUUGAGCCCUACAAGCGUGUGCUGUCACAUGGCGGCUAUCUGAAGUCUGGCGGUCAGAAUGCCAUAGUCAUCUUUUGCGCCUGCCACUUGCCGGAUCGAUCGCGGGCCGACUACAGCUAUGUGAUGGACAACCUGUUCCUGUAUGUGGUGAAGACCCUGGAGCAACUGGUGACGGAUGAUUAUGUCUUGAUUUACUUGCAUGGCGGCUCCAAUAGGCGCAACGUGCCGCCCUUUCCAUGGCUGAAGCGAUGCUAUCAACUGCUGGAUAGACGCUUACGCAAGAGUCUGAAGCACAUGUAUUUAGUGCAUCCAACCUUUUGGAUCAAGUCUUUGGUGUGGAUGGCACGUCCGUUUGUCAGCACAAAGUUCUGGCGCAAACUGAUCUAUGUUAAAUCAUUGGAGGAGCUCGGUCUGCAUGUGGCUGUGGAGAAGGCAGCCAUACCGGAAAAGGUGAAGCAGUACGAUGCCAAGCGACAUUGAGAAACUGCAAAAUACUCUCUAGACUUGUUUCAUUCGAACGCAAACAAAAAACUCGCCAUUUGUGUUUCAAGCAUUCCCAUACCCAACUUCACUAUCUUCAUCCACUACACGAUUAUGUGAGCUCUCUCUUUCUCAUCUCUUUCUAUCGCUAUGCUUUAAUUUAAGAUCUCAAUCUUUGUGAUACUUUAUGUUUGCCUUCUCUCAGACGUAGCUCUCCCAUACCCAAACUUCCCCCUCCGCGCGAGUGUGAAGCAAGAGGAAGCGUUAAGCAAAACAACGAACAAGUUUUUGUAGUUCUUUAUUGGCAGCCGAAGAAAAUUGUAUUAGUAGGACAUGCACGCGUAUCCGACGACAUGUGCCUAGGAUUCCUAUACACAAAACAUAUAGAUAUCAUAGUAGCAUAACUAUCAUGUAGCUUCCGUUCCGCUUCAUACAAUACAAUAUAUAAUAUAUUGUAAUGGCAAAACAGACAUCAUAAGCAACCAGAAACCACCAAAACUUCCGAACAUGUUACCUUUUCUUUGUAGUUGCAAAAACGAAACGAAAACGAGUCGACACACGAAACGAAAACUGAAUUUAAACAUAAGUAAUUGAAAAUAUUUAGCUGAAUUUUGCAUUCACUGCAUAUUGUAUAUUCCCCGAACUGUUUCGCCACCGCACGAUGACCACUGUGACCCCAUGCCAGCUAAUCGUAGGUUGCCCCAUACAGACACAAACAUAAUCGUAAUACUCGUACUCGUACUCCACCAUUUGUAGGAAGCCCCCUCCCUUAGGCAUUAAGUGAUACAUAUAGUGACCAUUCUUGAAGAACGUUUGAUAUUUGUAAAGAGUCUACACACACCAACGGAACACACGUAGAAAGAAUCUCUAUCUCUCUCCAUAGAUGGAUGAUCAAUCUGACGUACAAUUUAGGCAAUAUAACCGAUUGAUAUUACCGGUCGACAUUUUGUUGGUUUCCUUUAAUUGCUUUAAACAACAAUAAUAA
Drosophila guanche is the source of this 2572-nucleotide messenger RNA. Its product is annotated as BCL2/adenovirus E1B 19 kDa protein-interacting protein 2. The coding region runs from base 196 to 1587 and encodes 463 amino acids. The transcript is spliced from 4 exons. Lineage: Eukaryota; Metazoa; Arthropoda; Insecta; Diptera; Drosophilidae. Gene Ontology annotation, cellular component: cytoplasm. The record is from RefSeq and is a predicted model, not a curated record.